This is a messenger RNA of Lizanozyma spartinae, 333 nucleotides long. RefSeq names its product acyl carrier protein (gene ACP12). The record is from RefSeq and is a predicted model, not a curated record. The transcript has a single exon. The coding region runs from base 1 to 333 and encodes 110 amino acids. Gene Ontology annotation, molecular function: acyl carrier activity; acyl binding. Lineage: Eukaryota; Fungi; Ascomycota; Pichiomycetes; Serinales; Debaryomycetaceae. Gene Ontology annotation, biological process: fatty acid biosynthetic process. Gene Ontology annotation, cellular component: mitochondrion.
AUGUACAGAUUUGUGGCUACAAGCAUUACUCGUCGUUUACCUGUGGUGAUAAGAACUCCAGUUCGUUUCUACGCUGCUCAACCAAUUUCCAAAGAAGAAGUUACCAAGAGAGCUUUUGAUGCUUUAAAGACUGUUGGUGCAUUACAAGAAUCCAAAUUAUCAUUAGAAGCAUCUUUCCAAAAUGAUUUAGGUUUGGAUUCCUUGGAUACCGUUGAAGCUUUGGUGGCUCUCGAGGAAGAAUUUGACUUGGAAAUUCCUGACAAGGUUUCUGAUGAAAUUAAGACUGUUGGUGAAGCAGUUGAAUACAUCUAUACUGAAGAACAAAAAUUAUAA